Messenger RNA from Apiotrichum porosum, 2604 nucleotides. It is a transcript of the gene SEY1, whose product is annotated as Protein sey1. The coding region runs from base 1 to 2604 and encodes 867 amino acids. Gene Ontology annotation, cellular component: endoplasmic reticulum. Gene Ontology annotation, molecular function: GTPase activity; GTP binding. Gene Ontology annotation, biological process: endoplasmic reticulum membrane fusion. The record is from RefSeq and is a predicted model, not a curated record. The transcript is spliced from 5 exons. NCBI's taxonomy places the organism in Eukaryota, Fungi, Basidiomycota, Tremellomycetes, Trichosporonales, Trichosporonaceae.
AUGAGUCUGGAGACGGACUCUCAUACCGUGGCCGCCGAUCCUGUCGGCGCCCCGGCAGUGCCGGUGGCUAUCCCAUCGCCUACCAUCGACUUCUCGGCCCCGCCUACCCAGCCUGCGCCGUCGGCUACUGUCGCUCCGCUCCCCGUGGCCGUGGCCCCGUCCGCCCCCGUCGCUGCACCUCUCGCCACCCCUCCCCAGCCCCAGCCCACAAACCGGGUCGGAGAGGGCAGGCUGCAGAUUGUCAAUGAGCAGCAGGAGUUUACUACCAAGCUCUCGGCUUCGCUGGACAAGUGGGGGAUGCUCGACAAGGGCUUUGCGUACGACGUCGUGUCCGUGUUCGGAUCGCAGUCUACGGGCAAGUCGACCCUCCUGAACCGUCUGUUUGGCACGUCGUUUGAUGUCAUGGACGAGUCCAAGCGCCAACAGACCACAAAGGGUAUUUGGAUGUGUCCCUCCGCCUACUCUUCGACGCUGGUCAUGGAUGUGGAGGGUACCGACGGCCGCGAGCGCGGCGAGGACCAGGACUUUGAGCGUAAGAGCGCCUUGUUCUCGCUUGCCAGUACCGAGGUCCUCAUUGUCAACCUCUGGGAGCAUCAGAUUGGUCUCUACCAAGGUGCCAACAUGGGCUUGCUCAAGACCGUGUUCGAGGUCAACCUCGGCUUAUUCGGUGGCGACGGCAACUCGACGCAGGGCAGGACCAAGGAGAAGACGCUCAUCCUGUUUGUGAUUCGUGACCACGUCGGAGCCACGCCCAUCGAGAACCUCACCGCAACUCUGACUGCCGACAUGGAGAAGAUCUGGCACACGCUCUCCAAGCCUGCCCACCUGUCUGACACACGCCUGACCGACUACUUUGACCUGUCGUUUGCUGCUCUCCCGCACAAGAUCCUCAUGCCCGAAAAGUUCGAGCAGGCCGUCGUCGACCUUCGCAGGCGCUUCACCGACCGGACGCGCUCCGACUAUGUCUUCCAGCCCGCAUACCACAAGCGUAUCCCCGCGGACGGUGUCAGCUUCUACAUGGACGGGAUCUGGCAACAGGUCCUGACCAACAAGGACCUCGACCUCCCGACCCAGCAGGAGCUCCUCGCCCAGUUCCGCUGCGACGAGAUUGCCACCGCUGUCACCGAGACGUUCACGCUGAAUGCCAAGGGUGUGCGGAAGCCCAUCGAGGCGGGCACCAUCGUGGACGGCCUCGGCAGCCUCAUGGAACAGUGGCUCGCAGCUGCUACCACCACCUUUGACACUGCCGCCUCGCGCUAUCACCAGGGUGUGUACCAGCGCAAGCGCCUCGACCUCCUCACCAACCUCCACACCUCCAUCUCCCCACUCCACCUCGGCCAGUUGAAGAAUGCUCACAAGGCCACCAUUGCCAAGUUUGUCGCCGACAUUGCCGCUGCUCUCAAGGGACCCUCGUACGACUUUGCCCAGGUCGUGACCCGCUGCACUGCGGAGGCCCGUGACGGUUUCCUGGCCAUUGCCAAGGAGGUGACUAUUCCCGGCACAGAAUGGGAGUACCAGCACGAGCUGGAGCUCCUUGACGAUGACCUGAAGCUCGUUGCCGACCGGUCGCGUGCGGACGAGACCAAGAAGAUGGUCAACGGCAUUGAGCGUACUGUCAAGAAGGGUAUCAACGAGCCCGUCGAGCUCGCACUCAGCAAGCCGUCGACGGACAUGUGGGACUCUGUUCUCAAGACAUACCGCGAUGUGACCAAAUCGUCACAGACGACGUACCUCGCCAAGGCCACGAGCUACAACUGCACGACCGACGAGAACGAGUCUGCGCUCAAGACGCUUGCGCUGCGCUCAUGGCUUGCCCUCCGCAAAAAGCUCGAGGAGCAGACUGCCGACACUGUCGUGCUGUCGACUCUGCGAGGCAGCUUUGAGGAGCGGUUCCGUUACGACGACCAAGGGGUGCCGCGCGUGUGGAAGCCCGAGGAUGACCUGGACGGCGCGUUCAAAAAGGCCCGCGACGAUACCCUCACCCUCCUCCCCAUCUUUGCGACUGUCAAGCCCGUCGACAGCGACCUCCUCCCGCCCCUCCCUUCCCCUGACCCCGACUAUGACGUCGAGGAGGACUCGCUCGACCCCUCGACGGCCUUCACGCUCGUGACGCCCACGCGCCUCAACUCGCUCGAGACACGGUUCAAGCGCGAGGCCGACGCAGCCUACGUCGAGGCCAAGCGCUCCAUGGUGUCCUCGGUCGCCCAGAUCCCGAUGUGGAUCUACGGUCUCCUCGUCGCGCUGGGAUGGAACGAGGCCAUGGCCGUCCUCUUCAACCCCCUGUACUUUGCCCUGCUCGUCGUGGCCGCCGCGUCCGCAUACAUCAUCUUGCAACUCGGUCUCGCCGGCCCCCUGCUCCAAGUGACGCGCACGGUCCUGAGCGAGAUCCGCAGGAUAGCCACCGAAAAGCUCCGCGAGGCGUUCGCCGAGCCCGCCGCCGUCGGUGCCGCGCCAUCCAGGCGUCUCGUGGACCCCAUGCCGGCGACCCAGGCCCGCGGCGAGCGCCGCCGCGCUGGCAGCGACCACGAGCUCAACGACAUGAGCCUCACGGACGAGGCCAGGCGGCGCGGCGACCUCGUCGCCGGCGAGAUGUUUGAGAAGUAG